Messenger RNA from Yamadazyma jaroonii, 1125 nucleotides. Lineage: Eukaryota; Fungi; Ascomycota; Pichiomycetes; Serinales; Debaryomycetaceae. The record is from the annotation of a GenBank genome assembly.
AUGCCACGAUUAGAAGAUUGGGAAAUUAAAAAGUAUUGGGAGAUAUUCCAAGGUUUGAAACCUUCUGACAAUAAGUUAACCGGGGAUAGAGUAUCUCCGAUUCUUAAGAAUUCCAGAUUACCCGAUGAUACAUUAUCUAAGAUCUGGGAAUUGAGUGAUAUCGAUAAUGACGGUAAAUUAGAUUUCGAAGAAUUUUGUAUCACUAUGAGACUUAUCUAUGAUAUGGUGAAUGAUAAUAAAUCUGGAGUACCAUCGGAAUUACCUAGUUGGUUAGUUCCGGCAUCUAAAGCUCAUUUGAUUCAUGCAAAUAAAGCUGUGAAUAAUGGUAAUAACAAUUUCCAUAAUGUAGGAUCAAGUGGUGAUGACGAAGAUGAACAAUUAUCCGAUAAUUUUGAUUGGUAUAUAAGUCCCACUGAUAAAGCAUCUUAUGAAGCUAUCUAUGAUAAUAAUUGUGAUGAUUAUGGAAGAGUUAAAUUUGAAUCAUUGGAGGAUUUAUACAAAACAUUGAAUAAUGUACCUCGAUUAGAUGUUUCGUCAGCAUGGAAUUUAGUCAAUCCUAAGCAAUUUGAAACCAUUGAUAAAGAUCAAGUUCUCAUAUUCUUACAUAUAUUAAAUCAAAGAUCUAACGGAAAAAGAGUACCUCGUGGAGUACCAGCAUCAUUAAGAGCAACAUUUUCAAAAGAACAACCAAAUUAUGAUUUGAAUGCCCAAAAAGUUACCCCUCAAACCAAUGUCAGUGUUGGUACAAAAGGGUUUGCCAAUGAUUAUUUGAAUAAGAUUGGAUCUACCAAUAUUAAGGAUAAUGGGACUGAUUUUUCAGCCACUGAAGGAACUGAUUGGGAAGUUGUAAGAUUAAGAAGAGAACUCGCAAAUCUUGAAGAUUUAUUGAGUAAAACCACAAAAGAAACAGAAAGUUCUGGAGAAAGUAGUAUAGUUAAACAUGAAUUGGAAUUAUUAUUAAAUUUUAAAGAAAGUAAAAUAAAUUCAGGAGGUGAAAAAGAUUUAACUGAUGUAAAAAAUGACAUUGAAGUUAUAGAAACUCAAGUAUCAACUUUAGAAGAAUUUUUAAAACUGAAACAAAAUGAAUUGUCAGUUUUACAGGAAGAAAUUAGUCAAUUAAGUUAA